UCACCCACCAAUUUUCUUCUUCAUAAUCACAUCAUCAUCGGUGCUACUUUUCUGACCGGCGGUGGGUUGACGGUGACCGGAGACGGCGCGACGGCAGUGGCAGCGGUAGAGGCUCAGAGUAAUAGAUAUGGCGGAAGACAAGUAUAAUCUAAAAAAUCCAGCGGUGAAGAGAAUCUUACAGGAGGUUAAAGAGAUGCAAUCAAAUCCUUCCGAUGAUUUCAUGAGCCUUCCUCUUGAGGAGAACAUAUUUGAAUGGCAAUUUGCAAUCAGGGGUCCACGAGAUUCUGAGUUUGAAGGGGGGAUUUAUCAUGGACGAAUUCAGUUGCCAGCCGAAUAUCCUUUCAAGCCUCCUUCUUUCAUGCUUUUGACGCCAAAUGGACGUUUUGAAACUCAAACCAAGAUUUGUUUGAGUAUUUCUAAUCAUCAUCCUGAGCACUGGCAACCGUCCUGGAGUGUUCGCACUGCGUUGGUAGCUCUGAUCGCAUUUAUGCCUACCAGCCCAAAUGGUGCCCUUGGAUCACUAGAAUACACAAAGGAAGAAAGGCGUGUUUUAGCUAUUAAAUCUCGUGAUGUGGCUCCAAGAUAUGGGACUCCUGAGCGCCAGAAGCUGAUUGACGAGAUACAUGAAUACAUGCUAAGCAAAGCACCCCCAGUUCCUCAAGCUACUACCUCACCAGCUCCCGAAGAACAGAACAGUAAUAGAGAGGAGGAGGUUCAAGAGAGUCCUGAGAACCCCAAUAACGAGGCUACUGAAGAAAGACCUCCUAAUCCAUCUGUUGCUGACACAACUACUGAAGAAAGACGUGAAUUGGCUUUAGAUGCUGAUCCUGUACAGGCACCUAUAGAGCCCCCUGCUGUACGGCCUAAUGAGCAUCGGAUAUUGCAUACACCUCAACAGAGCAUUCCGCGGCAGGCUGAUGACCGUUUCUUCACAUGGGCAGCAGUUGGACUUACAAUCGCUAUACUUGCACUUCUGAUUAAGAAAUUCAUGAAAGCUAAUGGACACGGUGCUGUCUUUAUGGAUGAAUCGUAAAUCUGCUAGCGGUAAUUAUGAAGUUCGACAGGGGCAAUUUACUUCACUUACAGCCAAACUUAUGCAGAAAAAUGCAGUAAUUAUGGAGUUCGACAGGGGAAAUUUACUUCACUUCCAGCCAAACUUAUGCAGAAAAAAUGUACUAUAUUUAUCCUUUUGCUAUUGUGACAUCGAUUAUAAAGAUUGUCCAAUGUGUAAACAUGAUUUACCAGAUAUUAUUUUCAUAGUGUUAUUGUAUAGAAAAACAAUUGUCUUUUCUCUGAGAUGUGAAGAAGUUAAGAUGAAGCAAAGAAAUUCAGUUUGACAUUGACUGGUUUCUUUAUUCUUAA
Molecule: messenger RNA, 1362 nt
Organism: Solanum pennellii
Lineage: Eukaryota; Viridiplantae; Streptophyta; Magnoliopsida; Solanales; Solanaceae
Product: ubiquitin-conjugating enzyme E2 32
Exons: 5
Coding region: 128-1033 (301 amino acids)
Source: RefSeq, a predicted model, not a curated record